AUGACUUCUUUACCCAAACCAGAAAGACAUCCUGAAUCCUUGCUUGACAUUUGUUACGAUGCAGAUCCUUCUGAAUCUGAAAUGCUGAUGACUGCCAAAAGCCAAAACAUCAUCUUGCAAAGCAUUAGCAGCAGCGAGGAGUCUGACCAAGAUGAAGAUUUCAGUCAUUCUACAUGGACCAGUGAAGAUGAAAGCCCAUGUGAGGAUGUACAGGAUUAUGGGAAUAAGACAAAAGAUGAUGAAAUUAUUAUUACUUUUCAAAGAGAAGACAACACUCCCCAAGAAAUGAGCCAAGUCGACAAUGAUUUUGAAGCACACAAUCAGACAUCAGUGCACAGAAAGUGGCCAAGUGAGCGCUCCAUUUCUCUUCCAAAUGAAACUGAGAUGGUGGAAUUCAAAAUGAGGCAACAGACUAUGUUACCUUUCCUUCUCAAGAAAGAGGAAAGCUUGGAACAGCUGCAUGGUGGUGACUUUGGUUUUCUGGUGCCAAGACAUUGCUCAGAGCCUAACAUUUCCAAGUCUGUAACGGGUAAGAAUACCUUCCAGUUUAUGAAGCAGUGGCAGAAGAAAUCAGAGAUUUUCAGCACCUCCUCUGCGCUUUAUAGUCUUAGACAGAUAAAGGUAUACUGUGGUCUUACAAGUCAGGGCCAACUCAUAGCUGUCAAACAAGUAGCUCUGGAUACCUCUGAUCAAGUCGCUAAUGAGAGAGAAUAUCAGAAACUACAAGAAGAAGUAGACUUGCUCAAGGUACUGAAACAUGUCAAUAUUGUGACCUACUUGGGAACAUGCUUGGAAAAGAACCUUGUAAGUAUUUUCAUGGAGUUUGUUCCCGGUGGCUCCAUUUCUAGUAUUAUAAACCGUUUUGGACCCCUGCCUGAGAUGGUGCUCUCCAAAUACACCAAGCAAAUUCUCCAAGGUGUAGCCUAUUUGCAUGAGAACUGUGUGGUGCACAGAGAUAUCAAGGGGAAUAAUGUUAUGCUCAUGCCAACUGGAAUAAUAAAGCUGAUUGACUUUGGAUGUGCCAGGCGUUUAGCCUAUGUGAGCUUAACGGGCACUCACAGUGAAAUGCUUAAAUCUAUGCAUGGGACACCAUAUUGGAUGGCACCCGAAGUCAUCAAUGAAUCUGGUUAUGGAAGGAAGUCAGACAUCUGGAGUAUUGGCUGCACUGUAUUUGAGAUGGCCACGGGGAAACCACCUUUGGCUUCUAUGGACAGGAUGGCAGCAAUGUUUUACAUUGGCACACAUAGAGGACUAAUGCCUUCUUUACCAGACCACUUUUCAGAGAAUGCAGCAGACUUUGUACGUGUCUGUUUAACCAGGGAUCAGCAUGAACGGCCAUCUGCUCUGCAGCUCCUGGAGCACUCUUUUCUUCAUGGGAGUCGCUGAGGGGAGCUGUGGACAUUCUACCAAAGCCGCUGCAGAUGUUCAGUUGUUUCAAAACUGUGGGGAAUGCAGGUUGAGAGCCAUGGAUCUUCUUGGAAAUCCAGUCUUAUGCGAACUCAGCCAGAACCUUCUGUUUUCAUCAGCUGAAAAUGUUACCAUUGUAGAAGAGCUUUCUCACGUUGGUUCAGGAUUCCAUGCCUGUGUGUUUGGAGCCAUACCAACUCAAGAGCCAGUUGUUAAAUAUUCAGUGUGAGCAUUUGCACCUCAGAAAUCUUCAAAUGCUAUAAAUCAGGACUAGGCUUAAAGUGAUUGUGAAGAUGUGAAUAAUGUAGUUCAAACUUAAAAGUGUCUUAUGUGAACUUUUUUUGGGGGGUGGUGGAAUUGGUUGUUCAA
Messenger RNA from Vombatus ursinus (common wombat), 1776 nucleotides. It is a transcript of the gene MAP3K19, whose product is annotated as mitogen-activated protein kinase kinase kinase 19. Gene Ontology annotation, molecular function: ATP binding; protein kinase activity. Lineage: Eukaryota; Metazoa; Chordata; Mammalia; Diprotodontia; Vombatidae. Bases 1 to 1386 code for a protein of 461 amino acids. Gene Ontology annotation, biological process: protein phosphorylation. The record is from RefSeq and is a predicted model, not a curated record. The transcript is spliced from 10 exons.